AUGUCUCUUUGGCAACACUAUAGAGCACUUUUAUACAAGAAUUGAAUCCUAUGGAAGAGAAGACUGUGUGGUUCAAUCUGUGAAUUUCUCUUUCCUAUCGCUUUACUAAUUGUUUUACUACUUAUAAGAAGUGCAGUGAGCUAUACAGAUUAUGACAAGCACUCUUACCUUUAUAAAUCAGCUAUGACUGUCUCCUAUGACGGCAACAACUACUUUGGCCAGUAUUUCGACCCAAUAAUUAAAAUUCCAGACUUUCCGAAAGACCACGAAAAUUACUAUAGAGACUACUUUCGUAAAGAUGACAGAUGGAAAAUCGUUUUUGUCAACGAAUAUAAAGACCCAUAUUCAGAAACUAUCAUUACUAAACUGAUAGAUAAAAUCAAAGUUGAAGGUGAUGGCACAGGCUAUCCUUAUUUAGUUGACCGCUUUGAUUCUGAAGAUGACUUACUCCCUCUCCCGUGAGCGACAGCGCUCAUAGGGGUAAAUUUUUUUAAAAAAAUUUUUAAAAAUCCCAAUUCGAAAAUCCCUAUUUAUUGCUAAAAACUACUUCUGUAGCAAAAAAAAUUGUUUUAUGAAAAAAAAUUUGAUAUAUGAGUGAUAAUUAUGAUAAUAAUCUAGUUAAUUCUGUUGAAUUUUAAACAGCUUUCACUUUUAAAACAUAAAUUCGCAAAUUAAAUAAUUUUUCGCCUUCCAAUUCUUGCAAAUGGUUUGCUCGCUGAAAGAGAGGGUAGUUAGAAAACUAUAUUACCGAUAGUGACUAUGAAGAUGAUGACAAAAUUUGUUUUGCUGUCGUCUUUUAUAACAUAUACAGAACAGAAAAUCCAUUCUUUUGACAAUUUUGAAUGUGAGGUCUGGCUUCAUCCAGCGAAUUUAUUCCGGCUUUGAUGGUGUAUUUCGCCGUAUAAAUAAAAUGGCGUCUCGGCCGGGUAUUGACUUCGGAAAUGCAGCUUCUAGUAUUUUAUUUAUAUCCGCAAGGGCUUGCCAGCCCAGAAAUUGACAGUAAUACUAGUUAAGCAAUUCUGGCAAUGUGCAGAGUCUAGUACUCGUCCGCUUUCAGGAUUGGAUUUUACUUCGAGGAAAGAGGGUUCAGAGUUGGAAAGUCAAGCCUAUCAUCGUCUACAGAUAACGCCUAGACCAUUCGGGCAACAUCCUCGCGUGAAUCUGGGAGUUACGCCCUAGACUUUGAAUUUUUUUCCUUUUCCGAAAGUCCAUUUUUUUGGGAAUUUGUGAAUCAUCAUUGACUCAAACAAGUUCUCCCUGUCGUUGCAAAGAGGCUGAAUCUCCCUGGAGAUCUUUGGAGACUGCGUUCCCAAUAAGUUUAGGUUUAAGAUAGUGUAUUACGCCCGAGGGUGCACAACUUAGGACGUAUUUCCCUUAAGGUGUUCAAAGAGAAAUGGAAGGAUAAUUGUUGAAUUUCAAAGACGAAAACCCAAAAAUCUAUUCAGACCAAGACUACCAUGUUCACAGCCGCAAGGGAUCAUCUGAAUUAGAAAAGUAAGUCCAUAAAAGUGAUGCAUUAAUGGGCUUUAAACGCUUAAGAAUUAUAACUAAUUAAGUUUAGGUCGUCUUUUAUAGCAAAGACUCCAAAAAUAUUAAAUAUAGCUUCAGAUUUAAUACAACAGAAUCAUACGGGUCAGGAGGAAGGAAUUUGGGCGACUUUAUAGAUAUUUUUGAUUUUCUAAACCAUCAAAAUGUUGAUAAACUCAUCAGAGAGCCACAGCCUAAAUUCCAGUACCAGUAUAUUGGCACCAACUUCAUGCAUAUGAUGAACUAUAUAGAUAACAUUAUUCUUCAAGAUGUCUCUUCAAAUUCAAAUGCUUAUUUCGCAGCUGGUUUUGUUCCAAUGUAUUAUGAUGACUAUACUUCUGAUGGGUUUAUUUCAGCUAUUUCAGGGCUUCUCCCAUUCUUUGUAGUCAUCUCUUAUUUAGUUCCAGUAUGCAGAAUGUUGUCUUUAAUAGUCCAGGAAAAAGAAUACAAAAUCAAAGAAAUGAUGAUGAUUAUGGGACUUUCUAAUAAAGCUUACUGGCUUUCGUGGAUUACUUAUUAUUUGUCAAUAUACACAAUAAUCGCAAUCGUUGGCGCUAUAAUAUCAGUCGGGCUUUUCAAAUAUAGUGCUCCAGGCAUGAUGUUUUUACUUUUCUGGCUGUAUGGGAUUAGUUGUAUGACUUUCAGCAUUUUUAUCAGUAUGUUCUUUUCCAAGUCUCGUAGUGCUGUAAUGUUAGGCCUUAUGGCUUUUCUGAUAAGCUAUUUUAUAAGUUUUGCUGUCACUGAUCCUACUUUAGAUGAGGGUAGCAAAACUGCUGCAUCAUUAUUACCUAAUAUUGCUUUAACUUUAGGAUGUGAUGUUCUCGCACAAAUGGAAAAUGGUCAAGUUGGAGUCCAAGAUAGCAAUACAGACUCUGAAGUAAAUAACUAUACAUUUGGGACCUGUAUUGCAUUUUUGGUUAUUGACUCAGGAAUUUUUUCAAUUUUAGCUCUAUAUUUAGAUCAGGUUUGGCCUACUGAGUGGGGCGUAAAAAGACCUUGGUACUUUUUAUUCACAAAAACAUUUUGGUGUCCAAGUAAAAAGAAUGCACAUGAAGAUUUAUUUAAUGAAGAAAUUGACUGGGGAGAUAAUGUUGAAAAAGUAGAGGAAGACUUAGAAAAACAAAAAGAAAAUGGUAAAGUUUUGCUUAUAAGGAAAUUCAAAAAAAUAUUUGGUACAAAAACAGCUGUUGAAGAUAUCAGCUUACUCCCCCCCCCCCCCUCCGUGAGCGAACAAAACCAUUAGAAAAAUCGCCAUUUUUUGACCAAAAACCCACCCUCCGUGAGUGAACAAAAAUUUUUUUAAUAGAAAAAAUUUUAAUGGAAAAAAAAUUUUGCUAUAUAAGUGAUAAUUAGUAUAAUGAAAUCUAGAGCUAAUUCUGUUUAAUUUUAAACAAAUUGCGUUUUAAAACAUAAAUUUUGCAAAUUAAAUUAAUAUUUGCUUCCCAAUUUUUGCAAAUUAGGAUUUUUUUUUAAAUUUCGAAAAAAUAUUUUUGUAUAAAAUUUAUAUAUAUAAAUUUUUUUUAAAAAAAAAAAAAUUAACCCCCCUCCGUGAGUGAACAAAAUUUUUUUGUUCGCUCACGGAGGGGGGGGGGGGGAGUUAGAUAUAUAUAACGGACAAAUUUUUGCUUUACUAGGCCAUAAUGGUGCUGGAAAAACUACAACAAUUUCGAUGAUGUGUGGAUUAAUUACAACAACUUAUGGGGAUAUGAAAAUCAAUGGAAAUUAUUUAUCUACAGAUCUUAACAAAAUAAGAAGAUCUCUUGGGGUCUGUCCUCAGCACAAUGUUCUAUUUAAUGAUUUGACACCAGAGGAGCACUUAUACCUUUUCUCUAUAUUCAAAGGAAUGAAGGAUAAAAAAGAAAUAUACCAACAAAUUAAAGAAAAACUUACAGAAGUAGAUUUAACAGCCAAAAAAGAUAGACAGUCUAAAUUUUUAUCAGGGGGUAUGAAAAGAAAAUUAUCCCUUGCAAUGGCUUUGAUUGCUGAUUCUCCUAUUGUAUUAUUGGAUGAGCCAACUUCUGGAAUGGAUUUAACUGCAAGAAGGCAAAUGUGGGAUAUGCUUAAAAAUAACAAGAACAAUAGAAUUAUUAUUCUAACUACCCAUUAUAUGGAGGAAGCAGAUGUUUUAGCAGAUAGAAUUGCUAUUAUGUCUCAUGGAAAACUCCGAUGCCUUGGCAGUUCUCUUUUCUUGAAAAAACGCUAUGGUGUAGGCUAUUACUUAACUAUUGUUAAAGAAGUCGGAGUUGCAAGCAAAACUCAUACCAAGUCAGUGGCAAAUUUCAUACAAGAAUACAUUCCUGAAGCUUAAAAUACAUUAAAAUUGUGUGGUGAGACAGCCUGUCCGCUUGAAAUCUGUAGCCGGGAGACCUGGGGACCUUGUGGAAGGAAGAGUAGCAUUUGUAGACGUGUAUUCGUAGGUUUACAUUAUCUGGCAAAGUGAAACGUCGAGUACACAACACCAAGCUCACAUCCGGAUCAGGGCUUUAACUAGUAGGGAAAUACUUUCGGAUGUGGAAAGGGUUAACCCAGCAAAGUCAGCAUUAGAAUUCAGCAGAUUAUCUAGUAAAUUUCCAGCGCGACCAGGAGUAGCACCCUGGCUGUGAAGUUUAUUACACAAAUAAAAUGGCGACAACACCGACCCGUCCUCUCCCGGAACUGAGACGAAAUUGGGGACCUUGCUGCGGCCUGAAGCCAAUCCGCCCAGGGAAAGGUCUGGAAUGGGUACUGGUAGUUUGUGUCCGGCUAGGUUUCCCUCCCAGUCCAGCAACGACGAUCCUAGGGUCGUCCCGAUAGGACACGGGGCAAAAAGGGUUUUUCCUCUAGGGACUGCUAGUGCCAAUUUGGAGUGCAUGGCGGGAGCCGACAAGAGCUAAGGAGUUAAUCCUUAGCUCUAACCCUAGUCUGGCGGCGUGAAGCACGGUGACCCAGUCCGCCUACUUCCGGGAUAGCAUGACCAAGCUCCAUGACCAGAAGGAGCUGAGUGGUAGCCUGUGGCACUUAGGUGCACACUGGGAGCAGGGCAAGGAAAGCAAGCGAGGCGUCCAAAGGGCGGAAGAAAAGGACCUUCGGUCCUGGCCGGGAGCUACUUUAUAAAUUUAACUAAGACUAAGGCUGUGAAGUUUAUUCUUGGUCGGCAAUCUAAAUUUUUCAAAUUUUCUGGAUAGGCAGCACGAUACGGAGAUGCUCUAUGUGACGAUCAAGCCCAAUCAAUUGGAAUCCGACAACCUGGCUUUAGGGUUUUCCAUUAGGUCAAUUUUAUCCUCCUGAUCGAGAUCUGCAAUAUGACUGAGGACGAAGUGAGUGGAAGAAUUUUGGAACCUUUUCAAUGACGUUUACGUUAUUAACGUUAACUUCUGAAGCUUCAAUUAUGAGUGACGUUCAUGCUGAAAUUUCAUUUCAAAUCCCUAAUUCCAGUUCAAGCAAAUUCACUACUUUUUUCACUGCUCUUGACCAAAAUCUGAAAAAUUUGCAAUUAAGAUCUUACGGUGUCUCUGUAACAACUCUAGAAGAAGUAUUUCUGAGGGUUGCAAGAGGAGAUGAUAAUGAAAUCGCUAAAAAAGAAAACGAAACACAAAGAGAAAAUGAAAACGAUGCUCAGCUAGAAAAUGACUUUGUUUUGUCAAGAGAUAGGCUGACCGGAUCAUUGUUUUUUAGCCAUUUUUACACUCUGCUUAAAAAGAGAGUUUUCUGGUCGAAAAGAGAUUUAAAAAGCUUAGUUUAUGAAAUUUUUGUACCGAUUGUACUUGUCAUAGUUGGUCUAGGGCUAAUGAAGAUUGGAGAUAGUUUCCCUCCUGCUCAUAAGAAGCGGUUAACUGAGUCGUCAUACUCUGAGCCUCAAGAUACAUUGUAUUAUUGACCAGCUGGCGCUAAUGUUGGAGCUUGGUCACAAUAUCAAAGUACUGAAACUGCAAAUAUUAAUGGUACAAUUGAAGGUUUUGAUUAUUUCUUAUUUGAGACCCGUGAUGAUCCUGAGCAUUAUAGAAUGGGCUCGUAUUUUUUGAAAAACAUGGAUACUACUAAUGACCAUUAUCAAGCUGUUAUUUUCCACAAUCAAUCAGCACCUCAAGCAACUGGAGUCUACUACAACAAGCUUUCUAACGAAAUUUUGUCAAAAUAUGGUGUAACAAUAACUGCUUAUAACUACCCUCUUCCUUAUACUAAAAAAGUGGAAGAUCUAAAAGGAGUCGGAGAUGGGUUUUUGGCUUCAAUAGUCUUUUCGCUAGGAUUUAGCUUUAUUCCGACAGGUAUUAUAGCUUUAAUUGUAAAAGAGCGAGAAACUAAUGUCAAGCAUCAGCAUAUGAUUAGUGGAGUUUCAAGGUUUUCUUAUUGGUGCGCUAACUUCUUUUGGGACUCUGUUAAGCAUAUAUUCCCAGGUGUCAUUUGUGCUGCUAUGAUUAAAGCCUUUGGCAUAAAAAGCUUUACUGAUCCUGAUGAAACAUAUGGAGCUAUAUGGGUGCUAAUGCUUCUUUAUGGGAUUUCUAUAGCCCCAUUCACUUAUUUUAGUAGCUUUUUCUUCAAAAAUUAUCCAACUGCACAAGUUGCUACUAUUCUUUUCAACGUUGUUGCAGGAGGAAUUUUCCCAGCAGUUAUACUUGUUCUGUAUUUCUUUGAGUCCACAAGACCUCUCGGUAGAGUUCUUAGAUGAAUUUUCAGACUUAGUCCAGCUUUUUGCUAUGGGAACGGAUUAAUGGAUUUAGGAAGCAUAUCUUCUUACUCAAAUUGGGAUGAAAAAAGCAGUUUAUAUAAAGCAUUUGAUAUAGGCUCAGCUGGGGCUGAUAUUUUAAUGCUUGGAAUAACAGUUCCAUUUUAUUUGUUCCUUGUUUAUGUUCAAGAAUAUUUAGAAACUCAUCCAAAAAUUUUACAAAAAUUCUGGAAAGCUCCUCAUGUUGCUCCUUCUGAGUAUGAAGCUGACGAUGAUGUCGAAAAAGAAGCACAAACUGCUCUAAGUGUCGAUCCUAAGGAUGUUCAAGUCAAUGUUAGAGGGAUCAGAAAAAUCUUCAGACAAGGACUGAAUAAAGCUUUUGCAGCAGUCGAAGAUGUGAGCUUCAAUGUAAGCCAACAAGAAUGUUUUGCAUUCUUAGGAGUGAAUGGAGCUGGAAAAACAACUACUUUCAAAAUGCUUACUGGUGAAAUUGCUCCUACAACAGGUGAUGCUUACAUUUGUGGACAUAAUGUCAUUACUGAACUUGAUAGAGCAAGAGAGUUAAUCGGCUAUUGCCCUCAAUUUGAUGCUAUAUCUGAGCUGCUUACAGCAAGAGAACAUUUGAGAUUAUACUCAGAUAUCAAAGGAAUUCCGAAAGAUAGAAGAGAAGCACUUGUCGAAGAAAUGAUAGAUCAAAUGGAUUUAAGGCAAUAUGCUGAUAUUUUGGCAGGAACCUAUUCUGGUGGCAAUAAAAGAAAACUUUCAGUUGCGAUGGCUCUUAUUGGAAAUCCAACAGUAGUUUUCUUAGAUGAACCUUCUGCAGGAAUGGACCCAGAAACUAGAAAAAAAAUGUGGAAAGUUAUCGGGAAUAUCAAGAAAAAGAAUUCUUCAGUUAUUUUGACGACUCACUCUAUGGAAGAAGCAGAAGCGUUAAGCGAUCGUAUGGCUAUUAUGGUUGCUGGAAGACUUAGAUGUCUUGGAACCGCUACCUGGAUUAAGAGCAAAUAUGGAGACCGUUAUGAAUUUGAAGCAAAAGUGGCCAUUCCAAGCCUUAAACUUAAAAUCAAAUUAUUUCUUGGAUUGUUUACCUAUUGGUAACGCAGCCACCAGCAAGCCCUGCAGGGAAUAUAUCCUCUUUGAAAUGUUGACAGGGCGAACUUGUGGAGCUGGGGGCAUAAUUAACCUGGCGAGAAUAGAGUCGAGUUUCACCUGUCCUCUUCUUCACUGAUUGAUGCCAUGGCUCCUGUAAAGUAGGCUCUAUAUCUCCAUCUCCUUCUUGCCUUGUUGGCUCUAGGAAUACUAUGGACUUCUAUGGCAUGCUGCUUGAGUGUACGAAGGUUGCCCCACAAAAAUAAAAAUGAAGGGGCCGGUUUUCAGCAACAACAAAAAAAUCCAAAGCCCGGAUGUAUCUCUCGGUUUCACGCUAAGGAGUUACCAAUUGAUUUAGACAUUUUCUGUAGACACUGCUGAGCAUCCACUUAUCAACUCUGACAUCCUUUUCCUUCGAAUCCUGAAUUAUAUUGGAGCAAGGCUCUAUACAUUCCCAGAAUAGCUUCGCUAGCAUAGCGUCCAUUACUAGUUUGCAAAACCUGGCCAGAUAUAAAUAAAAUGCUCUAGGGGUUGCAUUGCCGAGACACUAUUUUAUUUAUAAACAUCCCAAGCCAUUUCGAGGUUAAUGAUAAAGCAGUAAGCCUAGAUCGUAUACUUAUGGGAGAGCCAACCAUUAAGCAAAACCAAGUUUUACCAUGUUUAGAAGCCCUUGAUGCAAAAAAUUUAUAUGAAGAAAUUCACGAAAAAGGUGCAGGCUCUGCUUUACAUCAGCAAUUAAAGGUAGAUGGAUAUAUAUCAAGAGACUCUUUAGUGGCUUGGGUUAUUAUUGAAGAGCUUGGCGAUAAAAUUUAUGAAUGGCUUAAAAGUGAAUUCAAAAAAGUCGAAAUUAUUGAACAUUUCUCAUCGCUUUAUAAGUUCAAGAUUGCAAAAGAAGAGGACAAAUCAAUUGGAUACUUUUUCUCAGCAGUCGAAAUGAAUAAAGAAGCUUUGAAAAUUUCUGAGUAUGCCCUGUCUCAAAGUUCUUUGGGUUUAAUCUAUUAAGCUAAUUUACUUUUUUUUUAAUAAUUUUUAUUUUGUGAAAAAUAAUUUUUUUUAAUAUUUAAUAUUAUUUCUGGUUCUUUGGAGCAGAUUUUCAAUGACUUUGCAAGAAAAGGAGAAGAAGCUCAAGCAGGAAUAGUUAGAAGAUACACUCAUGGAGGAUAA
Molecule: messenger RNA, 8422 nt
Organism: Blepharisma stoltei
Lineage: Eukaryota; Ciliophora; Heterotrichea; Heterotrichida; Blepharismidae
Source: the annotation of a GenBank genome assembly